This is a messenger RNA of Lichtheimia ornata, 2340 nucleotides long. RefSeq lists its product as uncharacterized. The coding region runs from base 1 to 2340 and encodes 779 amino acids. Gene Ontology annotation, cellular component: cytoplasm. NCBI's taxonomy places the organism in Eukaryota, Fungi, Mucoromycota, Mucoromycetes, Mucorales, Lichtheimiaceae. Gene Ontology annotation, biological process: protein phosphorylation; tRNA export from nucleus. Gene Ontology annotation, molecular function: protein kinase activity; ATP binding. The record is from RefSeq and is a predicted model, not a curated record. The transcript has 18 exons.
AUGGCGUUUCUUUCAGGCUUUGUUAGGAGCGGUUUAUCACUAUUAGGAAAAGAAUCGGCAUCGUUCCCUUAUUCUGUCGGUGCCAAAGUGGAAUGGUUUGAUGAGCACUCUAUCUGGUCGCUGCAUCAAGGCACGAAAAAGGAAGAUGGGUCCAACGUAUCAAUCUUUAUGUUUGACUGCAACAAACAACCUGACAAAGUCCAGUUGGCUCGCAACGCCUUCAAGAGGAUGAGAACUAUGCGACAUCCAGAUCUAUUGCGCUAUGUGGAUGGUAUCGAGACUGAGCAAGCCAUCAUGUUUGUGACAGAUCCUGUCGAGCCAUUAUCAAACCAGUUGAAUCAGAAUCCAAACGCUCUUCUUUUGCUAUGGGGAUUAUACAAAGUGGCGAAUGCACUCAAGUUCCUCAAUUGCGAUUGUGAUAUGGUACAUGGCAAUGUCAACGUGUCAUCGAUCUUUACCAAUGAUGCCGGAGAAUGGAAGCUUGGAGGAUUUGAAGUAUUGUCGUCAAUGAAGGAGGAAAGUCCUGUUAUUUUGUCCCUCGGCGGGCUUACUCCAAAAGCGCACCAAUAUAUGACACCAGAAGUGAAAAAAUCAGGGUGGACGGUGAUUCAAAAUAUUCCCACCACUGCCACCGAUUCCUAUCAUUUGGGAUGCUUGAUCUAUGAAACGUACAAUCAUCAUUUCGACUCGACCGAGAAAUUGCUUUCGCACCGUGGCAACAUACCAACAUCCAUGUAUUCGGUCUAUCGUGAAUUACUAAGUACCGCGCCUGGAUCAAGAGCGGAUGCUGGCACUUUUCUUGAUGAUGGAAUGCGAUCAGGCAGCUUUUUCACCGACGAUUUCAUCGAGUUUAAUGUUUUCCUUGAGAAUAUCAGCAUCAAAGAACAACGCGAGAAGGAAGCCUUUUUCAAUCAACUAGACAAUUCGAUUGACAGCUUUCCAACUGAGUUUGCGACACACAAAAUUCUCCCCGAGUUACUCAAAGCCUUUGAAUUUGGUUCAGGUGGUGCAAAGGCAUUGAAUGCGAUUCUGAAAAUUGGUCAACAUUUGGAUACCGAACAAUAUGCCAAGAUGCUUGUGGAGCCCAUUGUACGCAUGUUUGCUUCACCUGAUCGAGCCAUCCGUAUCAGCCUUCUUGAAAACAUGCCCAAAUUCAUUGAUCAUAUCCCAAACAAGACCGUGACGAAUCAAGUAUUCCCGAAUGUGGCUACGGGUUUCACCGACACAGUGCCCAUUAUUCGUGAGCAGACCAUCAAAUCGAUCCUUUACUUGGUCCCCAAGUUGAGCGAGCGUGUCAUCAACUAUGAUCUUUUAAAGUAUUUGGCAAAACUUCAAGUGGAUGAGGAGCCUGGCAUUCGAACAAACACCACCAUUUGCCUUGGAAAGAUUGCAAGGAACCUUUCGGAUGCGACUCGUAAGAAAAUUCUGGUGCCUGCUUUUACUCGCGGCUUACGAGAUGGUUUCCACCACGCGAGAAUUGCUGCUUUGAUGGCGCUCAUGGCUACUGUGGAUACCUACGAUAUUCAAGAAUGUUCGUCUCGUAUUGUUCCUGCCAUCUCUUUGGUGUUGAUUGAUAAGGAAAAAUCCGUACGAACUCAGGCUUUCAAAACAAUCCAAGCAUUCAUAUCUCGCAUAGAAGAAUAUGCCAGUACAAUGCCUGAAGAAGCUCCUCCACCACCACCUCAAUCAUCGUCUCCUUCUACUGUUGGAGCUUCCAAUGGCGAUGCAGCUGCUGCAAACUCUCAAGUUGGAUCAUUGUCAAUGUCAGGCGUGUUUGGAGAAGCAACCAAAGGCUUAGCAGGAUGGGCUGUAUCAUCUAUAGGUGCUAGGUUCGGUACACCUAGUGGUGAAAUUGCUGAUGCUGGUCAAUCCCCCACUUAUGAACCAUACCGGGACACAAAUACACCUCCUCAAGCAAGCUCUGAUUCAGUUACCCGAGUAUCCAAUACAACACAACCACGAUCAACAACUCCUUUGAGAGACAUGAAUGGAUGGGACGAUGACAAUAUUAUGGAUAAUUUUGAUAGCGCUGAUGGUGAUGGAUGGGAACCAUUGGAUACCCUUGUGACAAAUGAACCAGAACCCAUCACAUCCGUUGUACCAGACACGAUCAAGCCGGCAAAUGCAGUAUCAUCCUUUGGAGCGUCUACCGAUUCACCAGGAAUUCGAAAAGCAGGGGAGCCUUUUAAGCUUUCUUCUGCAACAUCUCAAGCCAAAUCAUCUGUUUUAUCAAAGGAUGAAAAGCGAGCCGAAAUGGAACGACGUCGAGAAGAAAGAAGACAGCGAAUGGCAGAGCUUCGAGAAAAGAAAAAGGGUGGCAUAGGAGCCAAAAAGAUAUAG